Messenger RNA from Ananas comosus (pineapple), 1172 nucleotides. Its product is annotated as E3 ubiquitin-protein ligase RING1-like. Gene Ontology annotation, biological process: ubiquitin-dependent protein catabolic process. The transcript has 2 exons. The record is from RefSeq and is a predicted model, not a curated record. Gene Ontology annotation, molecular function: ubiquitin protein ligase activity. Bases 190 to 831 code for a protein of 213 amino acids. NCBI's taxonomy places the organism in Eukaryota, Viridiplantae, Streptophyta, Magnoliopsida, Poales, Bromeliaceae.
AGCUCGCCAGGCGGAUUAUUAGAUCCAGAUUUUUGAUUUCUCUCGCAUCUCCUCCUACACCAAUCUAGGGUUUCUAAAUCGCACCCCGUCUCUCUCACAUCUCCUCCUUCGAUUCGGCCCUGCGUCUUCGACGGCUCGUCCCGCCCAUUCUCCAUCCCGUAUCGCCCAAAAGGUCAAGUCUCAGAAAUUAUGGUGAUUAUCUCAAGUAAGUUGCGGUUGGAUCAGCCGUGGAUCGUACUGGAGAUCAGCUUCAAGGGGAUCGAGAAACCGGAGCUUGGCAAGGUCUAUUAUCACUACGACAGCACGAGAAUCACGACGACAAUCGCCAAAGACGUCAGCUGCUUCAUCAAGAACCUGGAUGGCAGCAUGACCGAGAUCUUCCAGAAGCUCGACGUGGCCAUUCCUUUUCUGGGCCGCCUGCCUCCCGACAGCCUCGGUAGACUCUGCAUAGAGCGGCAUUUGCGGGACAAAGUACAUAAAGCUGUAAAGUCGUGCGGCUCCGGAGGCUUUAUGCUUGGGUUUGAAAUCACCGUAGUAUUGGAUUCGGAUCCGAAUCGUCUGUAUAACAUUACAAACAUAAGGCCUGAACUCGCAACCGUAGCUACAGAUGCAGAUCCUUUGUAUUCUCCUAUGGACCGACAACCGAGACUCACGACCGUGCUGCCUACAGAUGCAGAUUCUUCGUGCUGUCCGAUCUGCUUGGAUAAGUUAUUCGGAGAGGAGUUGGCGGUCGAAUGGCUUCCUUGCGCUCAUAGCUUCCAUCAUGGCUGCAUUGAUAGUUGGUUCGAACGCGCGUGGACCUGUCCAAUUUGUCGACUUAGUGUGGAGUAAAUUCAAAUAGCUGUAUUGGAACGGCAGGAAUAAAAUAUUUUUUUUACAUUAAAAGUUAUGUAAGUAAUUUUGGGAAUCACUUUGUGAAACUUUGUGACAGCAAACUAUUUUAGUACUAUCUUGGCUAAGGUUUCCUUCAUAUGUACCUCUUCGUCUACAGCAAAGAGUGCAUCCUGAAUUUUAGGUCCUGCUACAAGGUCGUUAGGUAUUAUACAGCUUAGAUUGAGUUUUCACGUUGUUAAAAAUAGAUAUCUUUUUACUGCAACAUUGCAGGUGAGAUUAAUUCAGGAACUUGUUAUGUUUACAGUAAAAGUAAUUUGGUGAUUUAUUUUUGUUUGUAA